Cuscuta europaea is the source of this 1711-nucleotide messenger RNA. NCBI's taxonomy places the organism in Eukaryota, Viridiplantae, Streptophyta, Magnoliopsida, Solanales, Convolvulaceae. The record is from the annotation of a GenBank genome assembly.
UAUAAACCUGUGUUUUCAUCACGAAAAUAAUAAUCAAGGCUCAUUAUUAUAUUAUAGAGAUCUUUCUAUAUAUAACAAGAUCAGAUAAACGAGUAGAGAAUCUUUCAAAACAAGAACAUUGUAUUCGGGAGUAUGGAGGAUGGAGCUGAUAGGAGGGUGUCAUCCUCAUCGGAGACGGAUCUCGAUAAAUGGCUUCCCAUCACAGGUUCCCGGAAGGGCACGUGGUGGUACUCCACCUUCCACAAUGUCACCGCCAUGGUCGGCGCCGGCGUGCUCGGCCUUCCUUAUGCCAUGUCCGAGUUAGGAUGGGGCCCGGGAGUGACAGUACUGGUUUUGUCGUGGGUGAUCACGUUAUACACAUUGUGGCAAAUGGUGGAGAUGCAUGAGCCGGAAGGUGAGGGUACGGGGAAGAGGCUGAACCGGUACCACGAGUUAGGGCAAUACGCAUUCGGAGAGAAAAGAGGGCUAUAUAUCGUGGUGCCACAACAGUUGGUGGUACAAAUCGGAGUUAAUAUAGUUUACAUGGUGACCGGAGGCACAUCCUUGAUGAAGUUCUAUAAUACUGUUUGCCCUACUUGCAAACCGCUCAAGAGGACAUAUUUCAUCAUGAUGUUUGGAUCUGUUCACUUAGUCCUCUCCCAUCUUCCAGACUACAACUCUAUCGCUGUGAUAUCUCUUGCGGCCGCAAUCAUGUCAUUGAGUUAUUCAACGAUAGCAUGGGUAGCAUCAGCCCACAAAGGGCCCCGACCGGACAUUGACUACUCACUGAGGGCGCCGUCGACCGCCGGGAAAGUGUUCCGAUUCUUCAGCGCUUUGGGUGACGUGGCAUUUGCCUAUGCCGGCCACAACGUUGUUUUGGAGAUUCAGGCAGGCAUCCCGUCCAGCCCCGAGACUCCCUCGAAGAAACCCAUGAUGAAGGGCGUCUGGGUCGCCUACGCCGUCGUCCUGCUUUGCUAUUUUCCGGUGGCUUUCAUCGGCUACUGGGCUUUCGGAAACGCCGUGGAGGACAAUAUUCUGAUUUCCCUCGAAAAACCUGCUUGGCUUAUCGCCGCGGCUAACAUGUUUGUAGUCAUUCAUGUCAUUGGGAGCUAUCAGGUUUUUGCAAUGCCGCUCUUUGAUACCGUAGAAAGCUGGCUAGUAAGGUCAAUGCAUUUUAAGCCUACAUGGAAGCUUCGGUUCGUUACACGUACGACUUAUGUGGUAUUAACUUUAUUCUUGGCUUGCACAUUCCCGUUCUUUGGUGGGUUGCUUGGAUUUUUCGGAGGCUUUGCUUUUGCACCAACCACCUACUUCCUUCCUUGCAUCAUAUGGCUCAAGAUCAAGAAGCCCAAGAUAUUAAGCUGGACAUGGAUUAUAAACAUAAUAUGCAUUGUACUUGGAAUUUGUCUAAUGACGGUAGCUCCAAUAGGUGCAUUAAGACAGAUAAUAUUGCAAGCCAAAGAUUACAAGUUCUAUUCAUAGUUGUAUGCAUUACGAAUCUGGACUGUGUCUAGGAUUUAGUUAUUCAUUGCGUUUUGUUAGUAAUAAUUACAUAUGAUAACUUCGAAUAUUUGUCUACUCUAUAUGGCUCUGACCAAAUAAGCUAGGUCAGGCAGGGGUUGAUCGGAAUUUGGCCAAGGCAUUUUUAGUUAAUUAGUUCCUUAACUAAAGAGAUUAUUGUUUUGUUAUUUAUUCUGUUAUUUAGUUAAUUAAUUAAAAUUUCGUGUUUACG